UAAUUUUGUAAACAACAUGGCUGACACUGGAGUGUUUAUGUCUUAUUAAAUUGUUGAAGUUUCGCUUACAUUCAUUGAAAUUACAAAACCCCUUAUUUUGCAUAACUGCCCUUAAGACACUAAAAACGGUUUCGCUGCAGAUUAAUUUCUUUGAUAUUAUUAAGCUUUCUGAAUAUAUUAAGGCUUACAUCUUAAUGGUUGGAGAUCUCAGAUUCUGAUCUGAGAACAAGUUUGUACAAGACAAAAAAAAUAUGAAAAUAUUAUGGUUUCGUAUUGCUUUAGACUUUAGAUCUAUGAGCUGCUAAAGAAAGUAACAGAAGAUUCAUGUUCAACAUUAUAGAGUUUUAAACAGCCAUGAAUCGUAAAGGAGGCAAGUCUACUCAGUCUAAUCUUCCAAUUGCUACUUUUUCACGUGGCAAUCCUGCUAAUGGAGCUGCCAUAUCAGAUGAAGCCAACAGCACUUCUAACUUAAAAUUAACAAAGUCUGCUGAAGAUAUUCCAAAACAAAUUGGCUCAAGUAUCAGCCUUGUUGGUGGACCCAGGGGUCAUGCUGGACCUACUGGUAUUAGAAGAGCAGUGUCUCCUGGGGAAUUUAGGCGGAGGUCGCUGCUUUCUUCUGUUCGACCUCGCUCACAAGCAUCAGUACCCAGUCAACACCCAGGAGUAAGAUACAUUACAGAAGAUUUGAUUAAAAAAAUAGCAAAGGAAGAGAACUUUGAACUCAUUGUAUCUUUGAAUUUGACUCUUAGUAAAGAAGGAGGAAAAAAGAUAAAAUAUAUUGAAAACUUGGACAGACUUAGAAAACUUCAGAUAUUAAAUUUGAGCUACAACUUUAUUGAGAAGAUGGAGCGUCUUGAUAAACUGCUCCGUCUUCAGGAUUUGAACCUGUCACAUAACAUGAUAACCAAAAUUGAGGGCAUAGAGAAUCUGGGCCUACUCCAGACACUUAAUCUAAAUGAUAAUAAAAUUGAACAUAUUCCCAAAUGGUUUUCUAAAAAGUUGAAAUCUCUCAGAGUUUUUAAAAUUGCAAGAAAUAAAUUGACUUCACUGAGUGAAGUUUCUAAGUUGAAAAUUUUACCAGAUAUAAUCCAAUUAGAAGUUGUUGGAAAUCCUCUUUGUGAUUUGUCACACAGUCGACUGUAUAUUAUAUUCCAUCUUCGCUCUGUAGAAAAUUUGGACAAUCAGAUGGUUAAUGAAAAAGAAAGAAAGCAGGCCCAAGAAAGAUUUGCCCUAGAUGAAGUAGAGCAGUUAGAGAAAAAGUUAGAGGAAGGAGAAAUGAAAUAUAAACUAUUAGAGGAUUCUCAUAGCAAAUCUCUGCAGGAAAAGUCACAGCAUGAAUCAUCCCAACAUCAGCUUUUGUCUAAAGAAAAAGAUCUGAUGGAAAAAGUUAAAAAACUGGAGCAGGAACUAGCAGCUAAAGAUGAGCUUUUGAAGAAAAAAACAUCAGAUUUAAAUAAAGCAAGUCAGAAACAUUAUCAACUGGAGCAGGAACUUGCUUUCCAUAAAAUUGACUCAAAAUUUGAUAGUUUAACAGAUGCUCCACAUUUAGCUGCAGACAGUCAUGAUGACAGUUCUGACUUACAAGAAAGCGCAUACAUUGGCCGUGCCAGAUUUCGCAUGAACCAGCAUGCCCAAGAGAUCAAUAUUGUUCCCAAAGCAAAGAAAGCUCAGCUACACAGCAUUCAGCCCUCUAGUGGUGUCUUACACAGAGUCAUGUCAGAACCAUUGAACCAAAAAACACAGGAAGAUCAUGAACUGGAAAAAAAACAAAUAGAGUUAAAGAAAACUGAAGAAAGGCUUAGAGUUUUACAGUUGGAUUUAUCCAACACAGAAAAGAAGUUGUUGAAUGCAACUAGUGAGUUGAAGAAGAUUGCCACAGAUAGGUUUACACCUGAACCUUUCAGGGAAGACAACAAAUACAAAAUCAGACACAGGCUUGCCAGAAAAAUGCAGAGGGUCAACGAACUUCGCAACUCGGCCACACAAAUGGAAUCAGAAAUUGAUAGAAAAAAUGUCCAGAUCACAAAAGACAAAAAUGAUUUGCAAAAAUUAAAAUUGCAUCUCACAGAACUGGAUCCACGUAGUCAGACUUAUGAAACAAAAAUGAAGGAAAUGCAUGAUAAAGAAACUCAGAUAAAUGUAGCCAGUCAGAGACAACAAGAGCUGGAGAAAGAACUUGAAGAGGCCAUAGGCAACAUAGCAGCAGAGACAGCUGACAUCAAGAAUCUGGAGAAGCAACUCUCCACUGAUCAGAUAGAACAGAAUGAGGAACUGAGACAAGAACUUGAUGACAUUGUCAGUGGUCUCUCUGGGUAUCUAGAGAAUGUCAAAGGUCAGAGUGAGCACCACAAGCAUGAGGUGGAGCGUUUGGUGGAGGAGAAGAGAGGAAUGGAGGAAAAGAUCCGACGCAUGGAGAGUGAUCUACACAAGCUUGAGACUGAGUCUAACAAUGCCAGACUUAUGCAGAAGAGACUUACAGAGCUAGAAGAUUCUCUGAGGAAAACUGAGGACCUAAACUCCACACUACAAGACCAAGUCAAUCGCACUAAGUUAAAUGACCCAGAAUUACAAGAUAAACUACAGCGGGCUGAAAAUGAGGCUAAACAGUUGCGACAAACAUUAAUAGACACAGAGAAAAAAACUGAAAUUGAAAAGAAGGCGAUGCAGAAACAGCUGUUAAUAGAGAGGGAGAGGGCGGAGAAGAUGACCCAGAAAAUUCAGGACGUCAACAGACAGGAGCUGGAGAGUAAAAAACUUGUCCAACAGCUAGAGGCUGCCAAGGCCUUGAAUGCUGGUCUGAGAGAUCAGGUGGAAGAAUAUAAACAAAAACAACAAGAAGAUGGAUUCAAACCCAGUGAUCUGAAGAAAAGGCUGAAAAAGUUUACUCAUGAAUUUAAAAAUAUGGACCCCAUCCAACCACAGAAUAAAAAUGAUGUACUUGGUUUUGCAUUUCAAGAGUUACAGAAACAUGCCCAGGAGCAAAUCAACACUAGCACCAAGGAAAUGGAGAGCUUGAAAAAAUAUAAACAGAAGGCAGAUGCUCAGAUCCAAGCUUUAAAAGAACAAAUUCAGCAUACAGAGGCAGCCAUUCAGGCAGACAAGGAUGUCAAUGGCAGCAAGCUUGAAGAAGAAAACAAAAAGCUUCAAGAUGAGUUGAAGAGACUGAAGAGAGCCCUUGACGAAGCCAAGAAAAACCAGGAAGGAUCCAUCCCAGUGCGGAUUGUUUACAGGCCUGACACAGACAGUGACAGAGCUUCUUCCAUGAACUCAGAUGAGAAACUUUUGUUUGAUGUGCUGCAGAAAGAUUUGAUGGACUUGAAAAGACACAUGAGGAAUCAUGAAAACGACUUGUCCAAAAAAUUGACAGAAGCUGAAAAAGAAGCAGCUCACUGGAGAGAUGAAGCUCACCAAAAAGAAAGAGAAUAUGAAACUGAGAUGGAGGAAUACAGGCAGGCCCUUGAUCUAAUGAGGGAGAAACAAGAGGCCAGGAUUCAAGUUAUUGCCCAAGACUUAGAUCAAGCGCAGUUUGUUGCUGAAUCUUUGCAAAAAAUGUUAGAGGACAGAGAAAGAGUUCUGAAUGAGGAGUUUAGUAACGCAGAUAUGUCCAACCAGCUUAUAUCUGCCCAAGAAGAUGAGCUGGAAAAGCUAUAUGACAUCCUGGACAAACAGAGGGAGGAGAUAGAGAAGCUUAACCAGAUGCUGGAUAAUUUAGCUCAGCAAGGACCAGAUGGAGUUGGUGCAGCUUUCGAUGAUGAGUUGUGGCGCAUUCGACAAGAAGUGAACAGCCUGAAGGAGACCCUGGCCAUGCAGUCUGCUUAUGUCCAGGCCAUGCCAAAUGUUGGAGAAAUGGCCACCCAGGCGGAUGCUUUCUUCCAGUAUGGACCAGCUGACCAGAGUCCUGGGUUUGCUGUCAGGACAGCUGGGGCUGCAGCAGGAACUCCUGUGGCUGGUCACCAGAACUACGACUCUGUUCCAACUCCACCAAGUAAAGUAUCAGGAAGUCAGGUGACUACUGUUGGCUCCACGACACAUACCUCAGCUAACGCCAACUUUGGAACUUCAUCUCGCAGCAGUCAUUCUGGCAACAGGCCAGGAUCUGUGCACAUAUCAGGGGGGAAUAUAGCAUCAACAGUGCCUUUCAAGUCUAAUCAGAGGUUAGGCCAAAUGUCCGAACAUCUGGGUACUGAGAGAAGAGAAUCUAAAGCACCACCUGGUGGGAAAUCUGCUGUCUCAAGAGCAGCAGACGGGUUGCCAAGUCAGACAACUCCAAAAACCCGUGUCCUAGGUAUAGAAACGAAUGCAGCUGUUCCUCAACAAACUUAUGGCCCACACAAUAGGCAGAACAGCAGGGGUCAGCCAUUGGCUGCUUCUUCAGCUUUUGAGCCUGUUCGCAGAGCUGAAGAUUUUCAUCAAACCCAGUCCUUCCCACAAGCGUCUGCACCUCACAUCCCAUCAGGCUCAGCCCCUCACUUACCACCAGGCUCAGCCCCUCACUUACCACCAGGCUCAGCCCAUCACUUACCACCAGGCUCAGCCCCUCACUUACCACCAGGCUCAGCCCAUCACAUCCCACCAGGCUCAGCCCCUCACUUACCACCAGGCUCAGCCCCUCACAUCCCACCAGGCUCAGCUCCUCACUUACCACCAGGCUCAGCCCCUCACUUACCACCAGGCUCAGCCCCUCACUUACCACCAGGCUCAGCCCCUCACUUACCACCAGGCUCAGCCCAUCACAUCCCACCAGGCUCAGCCCCUCACUUACCACCAGGCUCAGCCCCUCACAUCCCACCAGGCUCAGCUCCUCACUUACCACCAGGCUCAGCUCCUCACUUACCACCAGGCUCAGCUCCUCACUUACCACCUAGAGAAGUACCUGGCCAGCUUCCGUCUUCACACCACACAGCCGUGGGUCCGUUGUCUCAUGUGGACUACCCCCCUCAAGUGCCUUAUGGGUUAAGUAGCCUGGGACCCAGCCAAGCAAGCCAGACUUCGAGGCCCUAUGGAGUUUAUAGAGACACCAACCCACAGGCUUUACCUAUGUUUUACCCAGUUGAUAACCCUACAAGGCUGAUGCCUUCCCAGCAUGCAAUGGGCCCUACAUACCCUGCCAGCUCUGCCAUCAGUGCUGCAGGCCAGCCUGUGGCAGGGAACCCAACAGUUGCCUUCAACCCUGUGCCUGUACAGAUCUGGUAUAAUCCCGGCUCAGUUGAUGGCUCUACAGGAAUAGAGCCUUACACCCUGGGCCACCAGUCCUACCAGCCAUCAGGUCCAGCUCAACUGUCCAGUUAUGGACCAGGUCGGAUGUACGUACCAGCUGGCACAGGUCACAGAGGUCAACAUCCAGCCCGGAUCUACUACCCUGCUCAACAGUCUUUCCCUAUGCCAGCCCCAGGUGGUGCACCACCCCCUCCCCCACCAGGUGGAUUUGUUCAUGUUUUACCUGGAGAUCCAAGGUCAUCAGCCAUGACCCCAGUGGCCAGUGGAACACCAAUCCGAGGUGGGGACCCACCCAUAGCAUAUUAUGAUGGCUCUAUGUUGGCACCACCCAGUCCCAUACGUGCUGCAAGUAUGGAUGUCCACCCUAGAGGUAUACUGAAGAAUGGGGGAGAGGAUCAGGGGGAGGACAGCUACCUGUUUUGUAAUGUUCCAGAACAUCACGACCUGGAGGAUUACAUUACUGAACUUCAAGAAACCAUCAGAAAGUUGAAGCUGAGGCUCUCUAAGGAGAAGGAGUUCCAAGAAGAAACAGCUGAACAUGAAGACAAGAAAAUGAUUAAAAAACUUCUACAUGAACUUAAGGAUCGUCGCAGUGAGUUGGAGGGUCUGGACCUGGCCAUUGAGAGACAAAAACGAAAUCUGUGGGAGAUGAAAAAAGAUGAAAGUGACUUGAGGAGGGAGAAGAAGAAAGCUCACAGUGAACUCAACUAUUUGAGAAAGAAAAAUGACAAAAAGGUUUUUAUUCGUCAUAAGCGAGCUUUAGAUGACAGCUUCAUUGAAGAAAUAGAAAGAUAUCGACUAAAGCACAUAACAGAUGAGCUCCACUGUUUACAAAAAACUCUGGCCAAAAGACAAGCUCAGCUGAAGGAAGCUGAGAGAAAUCUCAAGGAAUGUAACUCUGAGUUGAGGGAGGCUAAAGACCAGACUCGUGAAACAGUGAAACGUUAUGAUGAUGUAACCAGCAGCCUCCAUCAGGCCAUCCAGGAGCACCAGGAGAUUGAGAAAAGAUCCAAUGAUGUGGCUGUGGAGCUGGUCAAAGCCUCGGAGCAGCUGGCCAUCUUGAGGGCUGAUGUCAAGGAUAUAGACCACAAGAGAAGUCGCCAGGAAAAAAUUCUCAGGGAUAUCAAUAGGAUCAUAUCUAAAAAGGACAAGGAGUUCCAGGAAGUUAACACUAAAGUGAAAUCAGCAACAGAAAGCCUACAGAGGCUUGAGGCAGACGUCAUCAUACACAGCCAGCGUGAGAAGGAAAUGGUGGAGGCCAUGAGAGACAGUGAAGAUGUCAUAGCCAAACGCCGCGCAGAGAUUCAAAGAAUGAAAGACCAGUUAAUGAGGAUAAAUUCAGCAACAUCUCAGAAGAUAGAACAAAGUAGACAUGAGCUAGAGAAGCUUGACCAACAGAUUGGCAGGAAGAAAACAGAGCUGCAGUUGGUCCAUGAGACACAGGAGAGGAAGCAGCAAGAGUACAACAACAUGCUGCAGGAUAUUGAGGCUGACAUCACGGCCAAACACAGGGAGAUCAAAGAUUGCAGAGAAGACAUUGACAACCUGAACCACCAAAAAGCUGACCUGAGCGCCCACAUCAAGACCAAGAGGGGGGAGCUCCAGAAAGUCAAGGAGGACAUCGAGCAGGAGGAGGAGGUGCUACAGCACCUGAUGAACAAUGUCAACAAGAACAAGUCAGAGCUGAAGCACACCUACGAGAUGCAGCAGAUGGAGCAGACGGAGCUAGAGAACGUCAAGGCCCAGCACUCACAGAAGAUGGUGGAGCUGGAGAAAACUCAUAGAGCUUUGUUGGAGGGAAAAAAUGAUCUGGAACAAUUAAAUGCAGACAUAAGCCGUAAAUCAGCAGAGGUGGAGAGAUUAAGGCAGACAAUUGAGAGAGAUCGUCUGGAAGUUGAUCAGCUGAAGAGUGAAAAACAGAGUCUGGAUGACAGGAUAGCAACUCUAGUCAGGGAGAGGGAUAUGUUGGAUGAGAGCUGCAAGAAUCUUGAUGACAGGAUCAAUAACAUGAAGAGGAAUCAGAGAAUAAUGGAGGAGAAAAUGGAUUCAACAGGCAGUCGACUAGAGAUGUUAGAAGCAGAACUAAGAAUUAGGGAAAGGGAAAUGGAAGACGCAGACAUUCAAAAAGAAAUUAUGCAGAAAGAUAUUCAUACUUUAAAAGAGACAGUUAAAGAGAAGAAACAAGAACUGAAGUCUUUGAAUAGUACCAUAAGGGAAGCAGAAGAACAAAUGAGAGGAAUAGAGCAGGAUGUUAAGCACACCUUCCACCAAAGAGAUGAAGCCAAGCAGGAACUAGAACGGCUGAAUGAACAAAUUCGCCAGAGCUCCAACGCUCUAGAGGACCACGUGCAGCAGGAGAAAGGGAAGUUGAAAGAACUGCAGGAACUGCUGAGAAUUUUGUCUGAACAUGAAGGGGAACACCAGGAGGUUACCACUAUUUUAAACAAGCUGAGGAAGGAGGUGGAGAGGGAAGAGAACAAGCUGAACCGGCUGGUGAGCAAUGCUAAUUCUGAUCUUCAAGCAGUGAGAGAUGAACUCACAUUGAAAGAAGAAGAGCUUAAAGCAAUGAGGGAUGAAUAUAAUGAAUUGCAGAAAAAGUGUGAUGAACUCCAGUACAAUGAGGCCAAGUUUAAAGAACUGAAUAGAACCUGCCAAAACUUAGAAGAAGAUCUGAAAGAACACAAGUUGGAGAAGUCUGAGCUGACCAAAGCUUUAUCAGCUUCAUAUGAGGAGACACAGAGGCUGCACAAGGAAACUUCUAUUAUGCAAGAAAAAAUGGCUAAAGAAAGAGCAGAAUUUGAAAAUGCUUUAAAAGAUUUGCAACUUAAUCUUGAACAAGCAAAACAGGAAGUGAAACAGGUUGAACAUAGAUCAUCCAAUCAAGUUGCAGAGCUUCAGUCAUUGGCUGAAAAACAUUUUAAUAGAGCAAAUAGUUUAGAGGCUGAACUGUUACAAACUAAAAAGGAAGUUUCUGUCACCAAAAAGCAGCUAAUUUCACAAGAAUGUUUAACAAAACGUCUUGAUGCCAUGUAUGAAGCUCUUAACUGGAGCCAAGAAGAUGUUGAGGAGAUCUUUCAGCCCACACUGCAAGCAAAAGAUGCUAAAUCUGACCACCAGACUCUCCCAACUCAAAUAAAUAAAUCUGAUAGAUCCUUGGAAAAUAAAGAGAAUCUGGCCACAGAGAUCAAACACUUCCCCACUUUCACACCCCUGAUACCUGACCCUGGCUUUCAGUUUGAGAGAAAGAUGAAAGAUACCCUGAAGGAAAGAUUGGCAGAGGAACAAGAUUAUCUUAGGUUCCAACUCAAGCAACAAGUACAGAGACACACAGAAACCAUGGAGUCUGCUAGAAUUAAAUCAGAAGAAACAAUUGAUUGCCUUAGGAGAAAACUCAAUGCUCUACAGGAGGUUCUGUUCAACAAAAAUCCUGGUACUGCUGUAAGAAUACAAAACUUAGCCAGCCCAAGACAGAGAUCACCAGCAUACCAAAGAGAUCUUCAGGAUGGCAAGGGAAGAACAAGGUCACCAAGUCCAUUAAAUAGAUCAGGUAGAAGCUACUUGACCCAAAGAAGGUCAAGGUCUUCAGACAGCUUAGACAAUUCACUCAAUUUAGAAAGGGGAUUUCACUGAUGUUUGUAUUGUAUUGGGGUUUUCUGGAUUUGUCAAAAACUAACAAGUUGUAUGCAGUUGAUUGAAAUGUUCAAAAGUUAUAAUGACCAGUAUUUAUUGCAAGACAUUAUUUAUACCAUAAUUUAAAUGUAUACCUUUUCUGUAUAUUUUAAUUUUAAAAAGAAUUUUAGAUCAAAUAUGGCUAUUAAAGCAAAGGUUUGUUUACUUAAUUAAUUAAUUAGGUCUACUAUUUAUUUAACCCUAAUUUCAAAAUAUUUUUUUAGUCUUGGAUUUUAUAUCUUUUUAUGAAGAAUUUGUAUAAACUAACUUUUUUGGAAAGCCAAAAAUUCUGGCCCAAUAAAAUAUAAAUUCAAUGUUUUUUUUAUAUUACAAUUUCAUUUUCAAUGUGUUAGCUGUUUGUGUACUUAGUGUCUCUUUUCUCAGUAUAUUGUCUUAACCAUUAAUUUUUUUUUAGUGGAGCAUUACACACAGUAAAUUUAAUCAACUAAAAUUACAUAUAUAUUUGUAUAUAUAUUUUAUAUAGUGAUAUAUAUUUUCACUUACAACUAUUAAUAGCUUCCGUCCAUUGUAAUUAUUAUUAGUUAUUGAUUUGCGCUAUUAAUAAGGUUAACAACUAGUUUGUUCUUGCCAGUUGGUUUUGUUUUUAUUCUAUACAAGUGUAUUAUACAAGUGUAUUAUAACCUUAUAUUGUAUUACAACCAACUAUAAACAAAUAAGCCUUUUACCGUAAUGUGAUAUACGCUUUUGUAUAAGAUUAAUUACAUUUUGACAGUUCUUUAUUUUAUACUGCUUUAGUUUUAUUUUGCUACACUCAGCUAAUUGUGAUAUUUUUAACCCAUUUAUAAAUAGAUGUUGUAUAGUUCCUGUGUACAGGCACAAAAUACUUGAGCAAGAGGCCAAGUAGGAUGUUAUGGCUGUCAUGUUGGGUAGGCCAUCAUGCUUUUGUUCACACAAGCCAUGAUAGCUACAGGUGAAUUAAGUACAAGUUGGUGUUGACAAGCAUGACAACAGUUUUUGUGUAACACGCUGUGAUAGUGCUGGAUGAUAACCCUUAAAAAACUGCAUCCAUUCCAUAGUUUAUAGAAGGUGUUAGUUAACCUGUUAAGUUUAGCUUAAUUUUUUUAAAGUUAUUUCUAUCUGCUCAAUACCACUGUUCUUAUAACAGACGUAUCAAGCUGGUUAUCACAAAAAUAUCUGGCUGUUUUGUGGUUGAAAUCAAGUGGUUUAGAUGUCAGUAUGAUGCUUGUUCUGUGUGUAACCAAAGGUCAAAUGUCAUGUACUUCAAGUUGUAAAUAAAUAAAUCUGAUUGA
This is a messenger RNA of Physella acuta, 10157 nucleotides long. RefSeq names its product centriolin. The record is from RefSeq and is a predicted model, not a curated record. NCBI's taxonomy places the organism in Eukaryota, Metazoa, Mollusca, Gastropoda, Physidae. Gene Ontology annotation, molecular function: protein binding.